AUGUCCAAGAUCCGCCACGAGUGGUACCAAACGGACCAGGAGGUGGUCGUGAGCGUCUUCAUCCGCAACGUCAAGGAGGACGACCUCAAGGUCGACCUGCAGGAGCGCAGCCUGUCCCUCACCGUCUCGCUCCCCACCGGCUCCGACGUCGUGUUCGACCUCGACCCGCUCGCGCACCCGAUCGACCCGAGCGCGAGCACGCACCGGGUCCUCCAGCCCAAGAUCGAGCUCAAGCUCAAGAAGCAGGACGCGGCCAAGUGGGGCAAGCUCGAGGGGGACGAGCAAGUCGCCGCCAGCAUGGCGACGCCGGUCGAGAAGUCGACGCAGCACGCCUACCCGACCUCGUCGCGCAAGCAGCACAACUGGGACGCCAUCGUCAAGCAGUCGGCCGACGAGGACGAGCAGCUGUCCAAGGAGUUCUCCAAGGACCCGAACGCCGGCGGCGACGCGGCGCUCAACCAGCUGUUCCAGAAGCUCUACGCCGACGCGACCGACGACCAGCGCCGCGCCAUGAUCAAGAGCUAUCAGGAGAGCAACGGGACGGCGCUCAGCACCGACUGGACCGACGUCAGCAAGAGGAAGGUCGAGACGCUCCCGCCCGACUCGAUGGUCGCCAAGAAGUUCGGCCAGUAG
This is a messenger RNA of Rhodotorula graminis WP1, 633 nucleotides long. RefSeq lists its product as uncharacterized. The coding region runs from base 1 to 633 and encodes 210 amino acids. Gene Ontology annotation, biological process: protein stabilization. Lineage: Eukaryota; Fungi; Basidiomycota; Microbotryomycetes; Sporidiobolales; Sporidiobolaceae. The transcript has 5 exons. The record is from RefSeq and is a predicted model, not a curated record. Gene Ontology annotation, molecular function: protein-folding chaperone binding.